AUGAAAGCCCUUAUUCUCGUUGGAGGCUUCGGCACCCGCCUCCGCCCAUUGACUCUCACUCUCCCAAAACCGCUGGUCGAGUUUGCCAAUCGCCCUAUGAUCCUGCACCAGGUCGAGAGCCUGGCUGCUGCAGGUGUCACAGAUAUCGUCCUUGCUGUCAACUAUCGCCCAGAUAUUAUGGUCUCGGCCCUCAAGAAGUAUGAAGAAGAAUAUAACGUCAAGAUCGAAUUCUCAGUCGAAUCCGAGCCUUUGGGCACUGCUGGCCCUUUGAAACUCGCAGAGAAGAUUCUUGGGAAAGACGACAGCCCCUUUUUUGUCCUUAACUCUGAUGUCAUUUGUGAAUACCCUUUCCAGCAGCUGGCAGACUUCCAUAAGAAACAUGGCGACGAAGGUACCAUUGUUGUCACAAAAGUCGAGGAGCCUUCCAAAUAUGGUGUCGUUGUUCACAAGCCAAGUCACCCUACGCGAAUCGACCGCUUCGUUGAGAAGCCUGUUGAGUUUGUGGGGAACCGCAUCAACGCCGGUAUCUACAUCCUCAACCCAAGCGUCUUGAAGCGCAUUGAGCUUCGCCCAACCUCUAUUGAGCAGGAGACUUUCCCUGCUAUCUGCAAGGAUGGCCAGCUUCACUCGUUCGACCUUGAGGGUUUCUGGAUGGACGUUGGACAGCCAAAAGACUUCUUGACUGGUACCUGCCUCUACCUCGACUCCCUCUCCAAGCGCAACUCCAAGCUCCUGACACCAUCCACCGAGCCAUAUGUCUUUGGCGGAAACGUCUUGAUCGACCCAACUGCAAAGAUUGGCAAAAAUUGCCGCAUCGGCCCCAAUGUGACAAUUGGACCAAACGCUGUCGUUGGCGACGGUGUGCGGCUUCAGCGCUGUGUCUUGCUUGAGAAUAGCAAGGUAAAGGACCACGCUUGGGUCAAGUCCAGCAUCAUCGGCUGGAACAGCUCUGUCGGCAAAUGGGCCCGAUUGGAGAAUGUGUCUGUUCUCGGUGAUGAUGUGAGCAUCGGAGACGAGGUCUACGUCAAUGGUGGUUCCAUUCUUCCCCACAAGAGCAUUAAGCAGAACAUUGAUUCACCUGCGAUCAUUAUGUAA
Molecule: messenger RNA, 1095 nt
Organism: Ophidiomyces ophidiicola
Lineage: Eukaryota; Fungi; Ascomycota; Eurotiomycetes; Onygenales; Onygenaceae
Gene: MPG1
Product: mannose-1-phosphate guanyltransferase
Exons: 5
Coding region: 1-1095 (364 amino acids)
Biological process (GO): cell wall mannoprotein biosynthetic process; GDP-mannose biosynthetic process
Cellular component (GO): cytoplasm
Molecular function (GO): GTP binding; mannose-1-phosphate guanylyltransferase (GTP) activity
Source: RefSeq, a predicted model, not a curated record